Molecule: messenger RNA, 1386 nt
Organism: Photinus pyralis (common eastern firefly)
Lineage: Eukaryota; Metazoa; Arthropoda; Insecta; Coleoptera; Lampyridae
Product: suppressor protein of bem1/bed5 double mutants-like
Exons: 4
Coding region: 50-1327 (425 amino acids)
Biological process (GO): vacuole organization; endosomal transport
Molecular function (GO): ATP hydrolysis activity; ATP binding
Source: RefSeq, a predicted model, not a curated record
CUAAAAUUCAAAUUUUCAAGUUUGGUGUGCCUAAAAUAAAAAUAAUAAAAUGGAUAAUUUACGUAGUCCAAACGAUUCUUUUGAAUUAGACGUAUAUAAAAACGCAAUAAAACGUUUCGAGCAGCUGUAUACAGCUGUGCAAUCCCACCACUUAAAGAGCAACGGCCCGUUAGUAUCGAAUCUCAUUCAGCAAUGUAAUGAGUAUAUCGGGAUAUUGCUAAAUUUGCAAUUAAAGAGUACGUCACACGAAGCAAUGACAGAUUUCGAUCAAGAUAUACAUGGUUCGUUGCUUACGCUCGAGAACUACUUGUGUCGAUUGGAAAAUAGAUUGCAGCCAACAUCAAAACCUUCCUCGAGUAUUGUUCAUCUCAGCAAUACUUCCAAAACAAUUUCUGUAGAGGGUAGCAAAUUUGUUAAAACAACCCCGAAAGUAAAAGGCCUUUGUGACAUUGCCGGCCUAGUUGAAGUCAAACGUGCUUUAACUACUUUAGUUCUGUUACCUUUACACCAGCCCCAGUUGUACUCCGGAGGCAAGAUUAGUAACUCCCUGCUGCUAUUUGGACCUCCCGGUACAGGCAAAACUCUGAUCGCACACGCAAUUGCGGCCGAGGCAUCCGCUAGCUUCUUUAGCAUUAGUAGUAGCGAUAUUGUAUCCUCAUACGUGGGAGCCACGGAGAAAGCUUUAAGCGGAUUAUUUGAACGGGUUAGGCAAGAGACCAACUGUACGAUUUUAUUUUUUGACGAGAUCGAUGGAAUAUGCCAAAAGCGACACAGUAACGAGAAUGAAUGGAGUCGUAGACUCAAAACGGAGCUAAUGACACAAUUAUCUAAAUUUGAGGACAGCCCGAACAAGUUUCUGAUUUGUGCCACGAACUGCCCCUGGGACUUGGACUCUGCAAUUUUACGUCGUUUCCAAACACGUAUCUACAUACCGCUUCCGAACCGCCACGAACGUCUUGAACUACUCAAACUGCUUACAGAGGAUAUACCAUUGGAAAAUUUGGUCCUAUGGGACAUCGUCGUGGAAAAUACGGAAGGAUACUCGGGUUCCGAUUUAACAGAUCUCAUACGCAACGCCAAAAACUGCCCGAUCACAGAACUGUUGGAUACAAAUAUUUGGCAGCGUACCGCUGACAAUACGCUGGUUCCGGCGCGCCUCUUUGGGGGUAUGGAGAACUUGGUACGUUGUAAGCUAAGCGAGGUGCCGUAUGGUUGUGCUCAAGCCCGGCCCAUGGAAAUACAUGAUGUAAUGGAAAUGCUGAAAACGGUCAGACCAACCAUACCAUUAGAGCAGAUUGCAAAGUACAACAAAUUUGUUAACCAGUAAUUGGUUUGUGUAUAAGUGCUUAAAGAUAACUGUUUUUCAGAAAUAAAUAUUCAGUUUGA